Messenger RNA from Pongo pygmaeus (Bornean orangutan), 5229 nucleotides. It is a transcript of the gene SERPINB1, whose product is annotated as serpin family B member 1. Gene Ontology annotation, molecular function: serine-type endopeptidase inhibitor activity. The transcript is spliced from 9 exons. The record is from RefSeq and is a predicted model, not a curated record. The coding region runs from base 2799 to 3938 and encodes 379 amino acids. NCBI's taxonomy places the organism in Eukaryota, Metazoa, Chordata, Mammalia, Primates, Hominidae. Gene Ontology annotation, biological process: negative regulation of endopeptidase activity; negative regulation of interleukin-1 beta production.
UCCCAGACUUCUUGGAGGCUUUGUUCAUAUUUUCUUAUUCUUUUUUCUUUGUCUUUGUUGGAUUGGGUUAAUUUGAAGACCUUGUCUUCGAGCUCUGAGUUUCUUUCUUCUACUUGUUCAGUUCUAUUGCUGAGACACACUGAAAAGUGUGUCCAAAGUUUCCUGAAUUUUUGAUUGUUUUUUCUUUAAGCUAUCUAUUUCCUUCAGUAUUUGGAUUUCCUUGCAUUGGGCUUUGCCUUUCUCUGGUCCCUCCCUGAUUUAACUUAAUAACUAACCUCCUGAAUUCUUUUUCAGGUAAAUCAGGUAUUUCUUCUUGGUUUGGAUGCAUUGGUGGUGAACUAGUGUGAUUUUGGGGGGCACAGGGUGUUGAUGAGCUUUGUUUUGUCGUAUUACCAGGGUUGGUUUUCUGGUUCCUUCUCAUUUGGGUAGGCUCUGUCAGAAGGAAAGUCUAGGGCUGAUGACUAUUGUUUAUAUUUUUUUGUCCCAUGGAGUGUUCCCUUGAUGUAGUACUCCCCAGCUUUUCCUGUGGAUGUGGCUUCUUGUGAGCUGAACUGCAGUGAUUGUUGUCUCUCUUCUGGGUUUAGCCACCCAGCGAAUCUAACUGGCUCCGGGCUGGUACUGGGGGUUGUCUGUACAGAUUCCUGUGAUGUGAACCGUCUAUGGGUUUUUCAGCUGUGGAUACCAGCACAUGUUCUGGUGGAAGUGGCAGAGGGUGCAAUGGACUCCAUGAGGGUCCUUAGCUUUGGUGGUUUAAUGCUCUAUUUUUGUGCUGGUUGGCCUCCUACCAGGAGGUAGUGAUUUCUAGAAAGCAUCAGCUGUAGUAGUGUGGAAAGGGACCAGUGGUGGGCAGGGCCCUAGAACUCCCAAGAUUAUAUGUCCUGUGUCUUCCACUAACAGGGUGGGUAGGGAAGGACCAACAGGUGGGGGCGGGGUUAGUCGUGUCUGAGCUCAGACUCUCCUGGGGCAGGUCUUGCUGUGGCUGCUGUGGGGAAUGGGGGUGAGAUUCCCAGGUCACUGGAGUUGUAUAACUAGUAGGAUUAUGGUUCCCUCUGCUAAGUCAUGCAGGGGUCAGGGAAGUGGGGGAAAGCUGGCACUCACAGGCCUCACCCAGCUCCCAUGCAAACUGAAAGGCUGGUCUCACUGCCACUGUGCCCUCCACAAUAGCCCUGCAUCUGUUUCCAGGUGAAGAGCAAGAUGGGUUUGAAAACUUGUCGCAGGCUUUCCACCUCCUAGCUGAGAAAGAAAAGGGCUUUAGUUCUUCCCCCACCUGCAAAGUCUGCAAGCUGGAUUCGAGCCCUCUCCUGAGUUCUGGCCAGGAGGCUUCUCGCGGGGUUCAAAUUGUUACAAAGUUCAGCUACAGAAUUCCUUCUCCCUGUGGAGUUUUACCCCCUGCUCCUCAGGACACCCUCCCAAAGGAUCCCUGUGGUGCCAGACAGGAAUGGGCUGCUAGGGGACCCAGCAAGCUCCCAGGGCCUUACUGCUGCUUCCUCUCCCCCUGUUUUUCGCUGGGCUCUCCAACUUGACUCUGCUCCAGGUAAAGUCGGAAACUUCUCCGCAAACAGACCUUCAGCUUCUCCAGUGGGAGUGUGUGUUGGGGAGAGGAGGGUCUCCCUUUCCCACUUCCACAGUUGGGGCACUCAGUAUUUGGGGUGUCUCCCGGGUCCUGCAGGAGCAGUCUGCUUCCUUCAGAGGGUCUGUGGGUCCUCUCAGGAUUGCUGGUUUGUUCUUGCAGUUGAUCUGGAGCUAAAAUUCACAGUGCGAGCCUCUGCAUGCUGCUCUGGCCAGAGUUGCAAUCUAGUCCUACCUCCCGUUUGCCAUGAUCCUGAAAUCCUCACAACAGGAUGUUAAAGUGAGAAUCUUUCUGUUUCAGUUUCGCCACAAACACCCAUACAAUGGAUGUGUCAUAACAGAAAGAAGAACAAAGCCAAGGCGAUUGACCUGAGAGUCCAGGGCACCGUCAGCAGUUCAUUGAGAAAUAUGCUGAGAGACAGAGUCCUGAGUUUUGUAAAGGCUGGGAAAAGGCAGCUUCUAGUGGUUGUGUCAAUAAAACAUUCAACUCUGGGGCUCUGACUGGGGCAGAACCAAGUUCAUUGGUGAGCAGUGUGUCAGGUUGGAUGCUGUGGGCGCCUGGCCUCUGAAGGCCACUCGAGACUCACUGUCCAGCUGUCGCUUGCGCCGCGCCAGGGCGCCGCCAGGGAGGCCGACAGAGUUCUGGCCAGGGCUGCGGGAAGGAAAGGGGGCGGCGUCCUUCACAGGGAGGGUGCAGCUGACCUCCCUCCGCUUGUGCAGAUUGGAAAAGAAUGGCCCAGAUCCUCUGGGCUCCUCAGAUGAGCGGAUUCAGAGAGAAGCUUUUGAGAGAGUGCUGGCAAAGAUAUUUUUCACAAAAGAACUCUUGAGGUGCUCGUGUCCAUGGCGUGCCUGGACCCUCUACCAUGAGCACCCUCUCUGAAGCAGAUGGCCCCAGCCAUCAUCUUUUAAAGGAGCCAUACGAAGAAAACCCUUCAUGCAAUGUGCUUUUGUCUGUCCCAAGUGUCUCCUCUGCUCUGGCCAUGCUCUUCCUGGGAGUGGAAGGAAAUGUGGCUGCCCAAAUGGCCCAAGCCAGGAGACCUCCACUGGAGGAAUUGUUUGUAGCCAUUAGAGUUGUUUGCCAGAAAUUUCUGGAUUUCCUCCCUUCCAGCACAUGGUCUCAAAUACCCUGUCCUCAGGAAGGCCCACCAACACUGGCCGGCCUUCAAGCACCCGGGCCUCUGCUUGUGUACAGCUCCUGAUCUGCCCUGCCUCUGAGUUACUUUUUCACCAUGGAGCAGCUGAGCUCAGCAAACACCCGCUUCGCCUUGGACCUGUUCCUGGCGUUGAGUGAGAACAAUCCGGCUGGAAACAUCUUCAUCUCUCCCUUCAGCAUUUCAUCUGCUAUGGCCAUGGUUUUUCUGGGGACCAGAGGUAACACGGCAGCACAGCUGUCCAAGACUUUUCAUUUCAACACGGUUGAAGAGGUUCAUUCAAGAUUCCAGAGUCUGAACGCUGAUAUCAACAAACGUGGAGCGUCUUAUAUUCUGAAACUUGCUAAUAGAUUAUAUGGAGAGAAAACUUACAAUUUCCUUCCUGAGUUCUUGGCUUCGACUCAGAAAACAUAUGGUGCUGACCUGGCCAGUGUGGAUUUUCAGCAUGCCUCUGAAGAUGCAAGGAAGACCAUAAACCAGUGGGUCAAAGGACAGACAGAAGGGAAAAUUCCGGAACUGUUGGCUUCGGGCACGGUUGAUAACAUGACUAAACUUGUGCUAGUAAAUGCCAUCUAUUUCAAGGGAAACUGGCAGGAUAAAUUCAUGAAAGAAGCCACGACGGACGCACCAUUCAGACUGAAUAAGAAAGACAGAAAAACUGUGAAAAUGAUGUAUCAGAAGAAAAAAUUUGCAUAUGGCUACAUCGAGGACCUUAAGUGCCGUGUGCUGGAACUGCCUUACCAAGGCAAGGAGCUCAGCAUGGUCAUCCUGCUGCCGGAUGACAUUGAGGACGAGUCCACGGGCCUGAAGAAGAUUGAGGGACAGUUGACUUUGGAAAAGCUGCAUGAGUGGACUAAACCUGAGAAUCUCGAUUUCAUUGAAGUUAAUGUCAGCUUGCCCAGGUUCAAACUGGAAGAGAGUUACACCCUCAACUCUGACCUCACCCGCCUAGGUGUGCAGGAUCUCUUUAACAGUAGCAAGGCUGAUCUGUCUGGCAUGUCAGGAGCCAGAGAUAUUUUUAUAUCAAAAAUUGUCCACAAGUCCUUUGUGGAAGUGAAUGAAGAGGGAACAGAGGCGGCAGCUGCCACAGCAGGCAUCGCCACCUUCUGCAUGUUGAUGCCUGAGGAAAAUUUCACUGCUGACCAUCCAUUCCUUUUCUUUAUCCGGCACAAUUCCUCAGGUAGCAUUCUGUUCUUGGGCAGAUUUUCUUCCCCUUAGAAGAAAGAGACUGUAGCAAUACAAAAAUCAAGCUUAGUGCUUUAUUACCUGAGUUUUUAAUAGAGCCAAUAUGUCUUAUAUCUUUACCAAUAAAACCACUAUCCAGAAACAAAUCUUUCAUUUUCUUUGUAAGUUUGGCUCUGUUGGCUGUUUACACCCAUGAAUUUUGGCACAGGUAUCUUUCUUUUUUUACAUUGAAAAAAUCCAGUGGUUGCUUUGGAAUGCAUCAAGUAAAGAGGAAGAAAAGCAUACAUUAGAUGUGUAGAUUCUUGACCUUGUAGUAAUCUAUAAAAUUGCUAUAUCCUCCUGAUAGCCAUGGGAAAACAUGAUAAGAUGGUCAUUUAUUUUGCAGUUAGGAUUUUAGAAGCCACGAAAUAGACAGACAGCCUGACUGUUGAAGGGAGGUUUAAAAACAGAUAUUCAAUUGAAAUAUAAGAGAGCACCCCAAUUGAGAGCCCAGGUUAUGAAGAUAAACUUGCCUUGCCUGACGUUUCUGUCCGUUGUUCUGCAGAAUUAGUAUUCUGUCACAGCCCUCUAGUUUUUAGACUCUUCAAUUAAAGGGCCAGUGGUUAUAACCUGCAUUCCCUUUUUCGUUCUUCUUUAUGUAUAAUAUAUAGUUCAUGUGGCACUGGGUGUCUUAGGAUAAAAGAUGCCAAGAGUCUACAAAAAUAACCAUGUAGUAAGAUAAACUGCUGAACAGAAGUUUUACUAUUAGCCACCUUCUCAUGUAUUUUCUUUUUUCUUUCUUUUCUUUUCUUUCUUUUUUUUUUUUUUUUGAGACAGUCUUGCUCUGUUACCCAGGCUGGAAUGCAGUGGCACAAUCUCGGCUCACUGCAACCUCUGCCUCCUGGGUUCAAGUGAUUCUCUUGCUUCAGCCUCCUGAGUAGCUGGGAUUACAGGCAUGCACCACUAGGCCUGGCUAAUUUUUGUGUUUUUAGUAGAGAUGGGGUUUUGCCAUGUUGGCCAGGCUGGUCCUGAACUCCUGACUUCAGGUGAUCUGCCCACCUUGGCCUCCCAAAGUGCUGGGAUUACAGGCGCAAGCUACCAUGCCUGGCCUUCUCAUGUGUUUUCUGAUUAAGGCUCUUGACUUCCUUCGUCCAUACACGUUGUUAUGCCAAUAAGAUGGCAUUGUGCGAGGCUGUGUGGGGAGAUGGGGUGGGGGCUCUUGGAAUAAUAUAAAACUUUGUCAAAUGUAGUUCUUUGAAUGGGGCUUGAAACGCUGCAUUUUCUUGCUCCCACGAGGAUAGUGAGCAUCAUGGAUUAAUAAAACUUCCCAGGAUUCUGCAAGCCA